AUGGCUAAGGAUGCUACAGGGAAUAUCACAGGUUGGGGUGUGGAGAGACAAGCUCUUGGGAAAGGGAGAGACAAGCUCUCAUGUUAUUGCUCUCAUGUUAUUGCUACAGGGAAUGCUCCCUUCCUCUUCCUCACAUGGCUUUCUCUCAAACUUCAGCACAACAAUUCCCGCUUUUCACCUCCAACUUUAGCUCGUGCCCAGCGGACUUUGAAUCACCAUGACAAUGAGGACGAUGCUAAGGCUGAGUUUGACGGAGGAGUAUGUUUGUUUACAGGUGGAGCUGUGACUUGUGCUUCACUUCAUCUUGGGGAAAUUCGACCUGGUGCUUUAAGGGGAAAUCACAGACAUCAUACUCGUAAUGAGACACUUGUCAUUUGGGGUGCUAAAACAAAAUAUAGGUUGGAGAACAGCCAAGUAGUUGGUGAAGGUUAUGCUGAAGUGAUAAUUGAUGCAGACGAGGUUGCUGUUGCAGCUAGCCCAAGCGGAACUGCCCAUGCUUUAGUGACUACUGUACUAGGGCAUUCCAAGGUUAAUAUAAGUUUCAAGAUAAGAAGUUGUUGUCUCUGUAUAUAUGUUACUAAGUUGCCAUUGAGUUUAUUAUUAGCAAUCAGGGUUUGAUUUCUUCGAGUUCCAUCACCGAUCAUGA
Quercus lobata is the source of this 646-nucleotide messenger RNA. RefSeq lists its product as uncharacterized. Gene Ontology annotation, cellular component: endosome; trans-Golgi network. Lineage: Eukaryota; Viridiplantae; Streptophyta; Magnoliopsida; Fagales; Fagaceae. The transcript is spliced from 5 exons. The record is from RefSeq and is a predicted model, not a curated record. The coding region runs from base 1 to 618 and encodes 205 amino acids.